AUGCGCAGCAGCUGUAGCAUUUCCCGAAAUGGAUCCACUAGAACUUUGUCAACAUCACCCAAGAAGCCCUUGAAGGCGGCUUCUUCUCCUAGAAGUAGUGGCGACUUCCAAGUCUUACGACAAGGAAUCGAAAAAGCUCGGGAUACUGUACAUAUAUCAAGAAUGGAACUUGCCUCCUGCCUUGAUCGACUCGGGGAGCAUUAUGCCCGACAUCACGAAUUCGACGAAGCCAUGGAUGCAUUUACCGAAGCGCUCCACGAGAAGCGAAGCGUCCUUUCGCAUAUAUUACCAGAGAACUUGUGGUCGAGUAAGAGCGCCCUUUCCCCACCGUUGGCAGUCGAUUUCGAAGAUAAAACCGGUGGAGACUCUUUUGACAACUUGACCGACGAAAUUAUCAUGACUUUGCGUAGUCUUGGAAACGUCCACUCUCUUCGUGGGGAACAAGACGAGGCCAUGCGGUAUUUCACAGAAAUUACCAAUCUUCGAGCAAGGAAGACGGAGAAAAAAGCUGACAGCGGCGACCAAGCCCUCUUUUCAGGACUAGGAAUUGACGAAGACAACUCGGCACAAAUGGCUGAAAUCAAUGAAGAUAUGAAAGCUCUAGGCGACAUGUUUCAAAUCGUUUCGUUUCGAGACCGUGAAAAUGGUUUGCUCACGCAAAGAAGUCGGAUGACUUCGACACUUAGAAGCUCCGCAAAAGAGAACACUUCUUGUUCGAGCAAUAAAAGGAGAAAAAGCGACUCUUACUGCGGGAUUAUGCCCGUCAUCGAAAGUGAGCCCUUCAAACGAUCUUCUUCACUUUGUCUUUAUGCUACGAAUAGUGACCUUAGUGAAGCUCUCCGGAUGUAUAAAGCUGUUCUUGAGUCAUAUACUGGUCCCAAGCUAGAGCAGCACAAGGACAUUUUUAACUCUCUUGCCUUAAGAGUCGAUCUGCUGGCGGAAACUGGUCAGCAAGACGACUUGGGCUCGACAAGCAAAAACAGAUUUGAUAAGAACCUAGACCUUGCGGUGGAGAUCUAUCAGCACACUCACACAGCACAAGUGGAAAUGAUUACGACGGAAAGGUCGGGGUCGGGGUCGAAUCCCCAGGCAUGUAAGGGUAUUGCCUCGACUUUAAUUCGUAUGGGAGGUCUCUACUUUAAGCUUGGACGUCGGGUUGAAGAGUUGAGCAUGUACAAACAGGCGAAGGACGUUUACUGUCGAGCAUUCGGAGACAAGCACCCUUUCGUUGCUGGGGCAAGGAAAAAUAUUGGCAUGGUUAUGGCCGAAAGAGGGGAAUACGACAACGCAAUGGAUCAGUUCAAAAGAGCAAAAGAAAUUUAUCUCGCUGUCAAUAGAGGUGACGAAAUCAGCAGAAACGUUGCCAGUGCCAUAUCUUGUAUGGGAAAUGUCAAAAAUCGAAUAGGAGAACUUGACGAGGCCCUUGAACUGUACGUGGAGGCCCUGCGAAUCUACAAGGCAAUUCAGGCCAAGCCAACGGACAAUGAGUGCGACGAUGUUUGCACUUUGGAUGUGACAGCAACACUAAAGGUGAUUGGGAUGGUACAUUCAAGAAAGGGGAACCUUGAUACUGCAAUGUCAGUCUUCUUGGAGGCCCUGACUCUGCUUCGAACGUAUGGGGAUAAUGCUACAGCAAGCUGUAAAGAAACGACCUCAUCUGUCUUGACUAGGAUGGCCAGCAUCUACGCGAAGAAGGGUGAGCUGGACCAUGCGAUGGAUCGUUACAAAGAGGCUUACGAGAUCUCUGUCCAGAAUCACGGGACGACAAGCCAUCAAGAAGUCGCUGGUAUUCUGCAUUAUAUUGGUGGUAUUUUUCACAAGCGAUCAAAUUUUGACGAAGCAAUGAACUGCUACCAAGAGGCUAUUCGCAUCUACCAUGAAACACUCGGGCCUGGAAAUGCAGCUGUAGCGGGAACCCUUGUCAUGGUGGGAAGCAUCCAUUACAAACGCCGAAACCUGGACUCUGCGAAAAUGUUCUAUCGGGAAGCUCUUCGACUAAACAGGGAUGCCUACGGCUUUCACCACCCAGAUGUGGCUCCUAUCCUCAAAAGUAUUGGCACAAUCCUCACAAAGAAAGGAGAAUACCAAGAGGCAUAUGACAUGUUUAGGGAUGUACUUUCGAUCAAGUGCACGAUUCAUGGUACCGGUCAUCCCGAGGUCGCUAGUGCCUACAAAAGCCUGGGGAAUGUCCACUACAAGCUCGGUGAGCUUGCAGAUGCGGAACGACAAUAUCGACAUGCUCUGAAUAUUUUUCGACGUACUCGCGGAGAAGACCACGCCGAUACAAUUGCUGCUAAAACAACAAUUGAUCAUAUACGCUACUGGAUGAAGGAGCGAGGCCAGCGAAAGCAUGAGCAACGACAAGCUCGGAGCCGCGCCUUGUCGGAGGGACGAGAUGAGGAAAUUGAUAAACGCAGUUUCUGA
Messenger RNA from Phaeodactylum tricornutum CCAP 1055/1, 2424 nucleotides. RefSeq lists its product with no specific name. The record is from RefSeq and is a predicted model, not a curated record. The transcript has a single exon. Gene Ontology annotation, molecular function: protein binding. Lineage: Eukaryota; Bacillariophyta; Bacillariophyceae; Surirellales; Neidiaceae. Bases 1 to 2424 code for a protein of 807 amino acids.